AUGCCAGCCCCAUAUCUUCUACAUCCUCAACUCAAUCUCCUGUCCAACAUCACUCAGUUCAGUCCCAUGUUCUACCUCACAGGUUUUCCUGAAUUGGAAACCAUUGAACACUGGAUUUUCAUCCCCUUUUUCUUCAUGUAUCUAAUGGCCAUCUCGGGCAAUUGUUUCAUUCUGAUAAUUAUUAAGACCAACCCUCGUCUACACACACCUAUGUACUAUUUACUAUCUUUGCUGGCCCUCACUGACUUGGGACUCUCAGUGUCCACCUUGCCCACCACUAUGGGGAUCUUUUGGUUCAAGUCUCAUAGUAUUUACUUUGAAGCCUGUCAAAUCCAGAUGUUCUGCAUCCACUCCUUUUCCUUCAUGGAGUCUGCAGUGCUCCUUGUCAUGUCCUUUGACCGCUUUGUGGCCAUCUGCCACCCACUGAGAUACACAGUCAUCAUCACUGGUCAGCGAGUGGUCAGGGCAGGACUGAUUGUCAUCCUUCGGGGACCUGUGACCCUUCUUCCCAUUGUCCUCUUGCUGAAGGCUUUCCCCUACUGUGGACCUCUAGUCCUCUCGCACUCAUUUUGCUUACACCAGGAAGUGAUACAUUUUGCCUGCGUAGACACCACCUUCAACAACCUGUAUGGGCUGACACUGGUGGUGUUCACUGUGAUGUUGGACCUGGUGCUCAUUGCAUUGUCGUAUGGAUUCAUCCUGCACACAGUAGCAGGACUGGCCUCCCAGGAGGAGCAGCUCCGAGCCUUCCAGACAUGUACAUCACAUCUCUGUGCUGUGCUAGUAUUCUUUGUGCCUAUGAUGGGGCUGUCCUUGGUACACCGCUUUGGGAAGCACGCCCCACCUGCUGUGCACCUUCUUAUGGCCAAUGUUUACCUCUUUGUGCCUCCUAUGCUUAACCCAAUCAUAUACAGUAUUAAGACCAAGGAGAUCCGCCGUGCCAUUAUCAAGCUCCUAGGCCUUAGAAAGAUCAAUGCUAAGUCCUGGGGCUAA
Molecule: messenger RNA, 993 nt
Organism: Tupaia belangeri chinensis (Chinese tree shrew)
Lineage: Eukaryota; Metazoa; Chordata; Mammalia; Scandentia; Tupaiidae
Product: olfactory receptor 51M1
Exons: 1
Coding region: 1-993 (330 amino acids)
Biological process (GO): G protein-coupled receptor signaling pathway
Cellular component (GO): plasma membrane
Molecular function (GO): G protein-coupled receptor activity; olfactory receptor activity
Source: RefSeq, a predicted model, not a curated record